UUUUGGUUUCCGUCCUACAAGUAGCACCAGAUGUACCUCCCGCUAUGUUCAGGCCCAUCCUAAACAAAUAAAUUACCUGCAGUUUUAAUAUAAUAUUAAAGAGCCAUAAAUCGAUUAGAAAGGCGGGCAUUUCUUUGUGCGCUACGAUGGCGACAUGUCAUGGCAGGGUAUUUUGGUAUCCGGGCCAAAACAGCUGAUCGCACCCCACCGCAUCGUCCUGCCGUUGCUCUUCCAGCGCCAUAUCUGUUCCGUUCCAGGAAGUCUUCCCUCGUCAUUUUUUUUGGGCAACUUCCCCCCUCGUUUCAAAACUUUGGAUCCAAGAAAGUAAAAGAAAGAAAGCAGACCGUUCCUCGACUUCUGUGUUCCCUCCCACUCCCUUCGUAUCUCCGCCACGACACAAAAGGACUCCGAGACCGGACUCGCCGCUUCAGCCUGGAGCCGCUACCAUCGUUUGAUUCAGAUUGAACGGUCUAGAGAUAGUAUAAAGAGGAGAGGGAUAAGAGACGAGGGCGAUGGUGGCCGGAAAGGUCAAGGCAGCGAUGGGGUUCCAGAAAAGCCCGGUGACGCCCAAGUCGGAGACGCCCUCGCGGUCCUCGUCGUCCCCGAGCUCCCAGAAGGCUCCACCCUCCAACUUCAAGGGCGGUGCCGCCGUCUUCGCCCGAUCCUUUGGCGUCUACUUCCCCCGCUCCUCCGCCCAGGUCCAGCCGCGGCCGCCGGACGUCGCCGAGCUCCUCCGCCUCGUGGAGGAGCUCCAGGAGAAGGAGUCACGCCUCCGCACCCAGCUCCUCGAGCAGAAGAUCCUCAAAGAGACCGUCGCCAUCGUCCCCUUCCUCGAGAAGGAGAUCUCCUUCAAGAACGACGAGCUCGGCCGGCUCAAGGAGAGGACCGAGCGCUUGGAGGCGGUGAAGGAAGCACUGCGACUCGACGUAGAAAGCUUGCGGUCCAAGAUCGAGGACGAAGAGGAGGAAGGCCGGCGGAAGGAGGGGAGGAUCAAAGAACUGAAGGCGGAGAUCGUGGAGCUGAGAAGGACGUCCGUGUUGGAGCAGAGCUCCGGCGACUCGAGGAGGCUCUCCGCCGGGACAGCGGAGACCGACGAGUGCUCCUCGUCCCAGAGGUUCCAGGGGCUCAUCGACGCCUCCGCGAGAUCAAAUCUUCUCAAGAACUUGAAAAAAGGCCCCAAAACCAUCGGCUUUGCUUCAAGUCAAGAGAUUCAGAAGCCGGAGCCUAUGGAUUCUAAGGCAGAGGAAGGGGAAACCGAGAGGACCCAAGAAUCUCGCGGCGAUAGACAAGAGAUUUCAAAACCUCGAGCUCCCAGGGUUCCAAGACCACCUCCGAUGCCCUCUAUGUCCUCCAUCCCCACAUGCUCUUCGUCCUCAUCGGAAUCCUCGUCUACCUCCGAGACGACCGCUAUUACAAGAAAUAAAGCUCCCAAAUUGGCGGGCUUGCCGCCGAUACCGCCGCCGGUGCCGGGAGCCAGAGCACGUCCUCCUCCUCCUCCGCCUCCGCCUCCGCCGCCUCCUGCGAAGGGGUCAAGAUCGGCGGCGGCGUCCGUGAGGCGGGUGCCGGAGGUGGUGGAGUUCUACCACUCGCUGAUGCGGAGGGACUCGAAGCGGGAGUCCGGAAGCGGAGUGCCGGACGCGCCCGCCGCCGCCAACGCGCGGAACAUGAUCGGCGAGAUCGAGAACCGAUCCGCUUACCUCCUCGCUAUAAAGACGGACGUGGAGACGCAGGGGGAUUUUAUUAGGUUCCUCAUAAAGGAGGUGGAGAACGCCGCUUUCGCCAGCAUCGAAGACGUGGUCGCCUUCGUCAAAUGGCUCGACGAAGAGCUCUCUUUCCUGGUGGACGAGAGGGCGGUGCUGAAGCACUUCGACUGGCCGGAGCACAAGGCGGACGCGAUGCGAGAAGCCGCGUUCGGCUACUGCGAUCUAAAGAAGUUGGAGUCCGAGGCGUCGUCCUUCCGCGACGACACCCGCCAGUGCUGCGCUUCUGCUCUCAAGAAGAUGCAAGCCCUUUUCGAGAAGUUAGAGCAAGGGGUUUACAACCUGUCACGUGUUCGAGAAAGUGCGACGAUCAGAUACAAGGGGUUUCGGAUCCCCUCGGAAUGGAUGCUGGAGACUGGAUUCGUCAGUCAGGUACUUUACGAGAUCAAGCUAGCUUCAGGGAAACUGGCGAUGAAAUACAUGAAAAGAGUCUCUUCUGAACUGGAGGCCAUAGCAGGCGGUCCUGAAGAGGAGGAGCUCAUGCUCCAGGGUGUUAGAUUUGCCUUCAGAGUGCACCAGUUUGCAGGAGGUUUUGAUGUCGAAACAAUGCGAGCAUUCCAGGAGCUAAAAGAUAAAGCUCGUUCCCUCCGUAACCAGUGCUAAAGCCAAAAGCCCGGCCCGAAACCAUCAUCAGAAGCGUGCAGGUCGACAUCUUGUUAGACUGGCAAGCAGUUUUUUUUGUGUAAAGACGGGGCCACAUUGUGCUGUUGCUAGAGCCAUUUUAUUUAUAUGUUUAUCACCAUUCUAUUUUACAUCAUUAUAAGACACCAAGUUUACAACAAGGAAAGCUGAAAAGUUCAAACUACCUGUUGCUUAAUGCAUUUGUAUUUAUUUAUUCA
This is a messenger RNA of Phoenix dactylifera (date palm), 2599 nucleotides long. Its product is annotated as protein INCREASED PETAL GROWTH ANISOTROPY 1-like. Gene Ontology annotation, biological process: protein localization to cortical microtubule cytoskeleton. The record is from RefSeq and is a predicted model, not a curated record. Gene Ontology annotation, cellular component: cortical microtubule. Lineage: Eukaryota; Viridiplantae; Streptophyta; Magnoliopsida; Arecales; Arecaceae.